This is a messenger RNA of Cuscuta campestris, 4137 nucleotides long. The record is from the annotation of a GenBank genome assembly. NCBI's taxonomy places the organism in Eukaryota, Viridiplantae, Streptophyta, Magnoliopsida, Solanales, Convolvulaceae.
AGUGCCUUGACCGGUUCGAUCACUGGUUCGGUUCUGAAAACUAUGCAUUUUACUACGAAUGUGUUACAAAUUUCACUCUAAUUAUUCUCCAUUUGAUUCAUUACUAAUAAUUAGUAAUACAUUGUUAUAACUAAUUGCUUGUGGGUGUAGAUAAAGAACUAGAUGCCAGAGCUACUCAAACACUCCGUAAUGAAGUUAAAUCGUAAUUCUUAGUUUAUUGUCGUUCACUAUAUGACUAGCGUAUGGUACUCCAUAAUUUCUAAGCUGAAUUUUUUUUUGACAAAUUUUUUAUGGAGGAAAAUUUGUUCUUAAAAUAUUUGGUGACUAGCCUAAUUACAUCUUUCAUUUACUUUGUUAGGACCUAAACCCAAGUUAUUUACUUCAUAUAUUGUUUAUUCUCCCUUACAUUUUAAAGAAAAAGUAAUAUUGUGGGUGUUGCUUUGUUGCUUUGGGUUUCUAAUGUGAUCGAAACUACUUAUUAGCUGUUUUUAACUUAGAAGUCGGCAAAUGUACUUAUAAGCUGACUUACAAGCUACUUUUAAGUCAAGAAAAAAUAAGCUGGUCUUACUAGAUCUUAUAAGUAAGAAUAAAUAAGGUCUUAAUAGGUUAGUUUUUUUCGUUUCCUCAUUUUGACCAGAUUACUUUCAAAACUUUCCCUCGCCCAUUAUAAAUAUUCUCAAAUAACUUACAUAUCACUUAAGUUAUUUUAUCUACACAAAAGAGUUUUUAACUAAUAAACAAUAAAUUUAGAUGCACUAACACAAAGAAACACCCACAUAGUGCCAUAAAAAUGUAUCAAGUUUUUACCGAGUAUUUAGCUAAUUCACACCACAUGCACAGUGAUUUAUAGGCUCUAAUGAAAAAAAGAAGGAUUAAGCUAUUUGUACACCAAAAUUUGUAUCUCAUAGACAUGCACCGACAUUUUGUGCUAGUGUGAUUCUUUACAUUGGCAAAGAGUGCCAGUACAAUUUGUUUAAUUAUACUGAAAUUUUUCGCCGUGUAAACCGUUAAAAUAUCAGUGUAUUUCUUUGGGGUACACUUUUGGUGUACCUGUAGUAUGGUUGAAAAAAAAAUUGAUUUAUUUCAAGAGAAACAAGGUUGACUGAAAAAAGUGUGGUAGAGGUGUAUACAAAUCAAAUAGUAUUUUAUAUUCGGUUCGGCAUUUGUAUCCGAUUACGAAUUCGAAUAGUGUUUUAUUAUUCAAAUUUGUUUAAAUACAAAUAUGAAUAAGUUUUCAGCCAUAGCUUUUUCCUAUCUUAUUUAUCCUUGUCAACACUCAAAUUUCAAUUUGGGCCCUCUGGAAACCCUACUCUCCUUCGGAUCCCUUUCUUCCUCAUCGUCACCACUGAAGUAUCUCUCUUUUUCUCUGGUAUGUUCCAUUUUUUUUAAAUAUAAGUUGGUUCUAGUUCCUGAGCUUUGCCUUAUCACAAAAUUUCACUUGCGUGGAGCAUUGAGUAGGGUACUGUGAGUCUUUUUCUUCAAAGUAUUUUUUACGGAGUAUUACGCCCCCUUCAAAACCUCGAUCAGAUGCUUACUUGCGCAGACUAGGGUUCAAUUUUUCUAUAUCCUAUUUAUUUGCUACAUAUCCGAGCACAUAUUCAUUAUGUAGGAUUUAUUUCAGAACUUCAUAUUCUCUAGACCACCAUUCAUUCUAGGGAAGCAGAUUUCUUCCCACCUCACUAGAGGACCCUUCAUGUAAUUGGCAUUUGGCACUUGCCCCCCACAGGUAAUUUCUACGUAAGCUCCUUGAUAUGCUUUUUCUCAUUACUAAUGAGAUUCUCAUUAGUCGAAUCCCUCUGUAAUUGUUCUUGAUUAUCCAUUCGCUUAUCCCUUAGUAACUCACAUUGAUUGUGGAUGUCACUAAAUUUAUCCCUAUGAAGAGCUUUCAAGGAUGUUUUUAAUCCUUCACCUUAUGUUCCAACUGGUACAUAAGUCUUCCUUCCUGCUCUUGCACCCAAACCUCUUCAGCAAUUUUAGGGAAUGUAGGGUCAAGAACCCACAUAUCAUAGAACCUAAACAAUUUAUUACUUUGCUCUUGUGUACAUUUAAGAAGAGUAUGAUCAGAGAUACUUUCUUCUUGAAAUAUAUAUAUUUAGUACCAAUACUCAUCAUCCACUCUAUGUCCUCAAUAGCUGUGUCAAUUUUUGAAUAAAUUCUCCUCCCAAGCCCUUGUCUAUUCGACCAUGUGUAGUCUGACCCUUCCAUUGACAAGUCAUCCAGCCCACACUCACACAAUCAACUCCUGAAUUUUCUCCUAGUUUACUGUUUUAUCAUCUAAGUGGAGAACAUUAUUAAAAUCUCCAAUCACACACCAAGCCUCUGUAAUGUUAUUCGAGAUUCUCUUAAGAUCUUUACAUAACAAAUUUCUCCUAGUGUUAUCAUUAUGACAAGACAGAAAAGCAGGGGCGGAGGGAGGAGGGGGGGGGGGCAGUGCCUGGGCACGUGCCCCCGGCAGAGCUCUGGCGAAGUGUACCAUAACAUCCGGCAAUGUGCAUCCACUGGCGGUGUGCCCUCCCAGUCCUUUGCGGGAAUUGUGGCUGUGCUUCCUCCUCUGCUUCUUUUGAAUCAUCCAAACGCCGACGUUUUGUCUUCUAGUUUUUUUAUUUAAUCUAAGUUUUAAAUGACAUAGGUUUACACUUAAGUGUAAAACCUACUCUAUAUAUCACACGCCGCCAGACACCAAGCCGGAGCCUCCAUCUCCUUCAGGGUUCGGCUGUGUUUUAAAAGUAUUAUUUAUUAUUUAUAUUUUCAGGAUGAUAAUGAUUGCAGUUUUGUAUAAUUUGAUUGUCUUUCCUCUAUUUGUGCGGUUAAGCUGAUUAUUUUUUUAGAAAAAUCAUUGACAGAAUUUUUUUAAAUAUCCAAUUACAUUACUUGUUUUGUUUAAAUAAAAAAUUAUUAAAUAAAUUUGAUUAAUGACACAUUUUAAGUUAUUACAGAGUAUAAUAAAUUCCGGAAUAAAAACUUUAAAUUACAAGAAUAGAAAAUAGAAGUGACAUUUCAUAUUAUAUUUUAUUGAUUUUUACAAGUAUCAUUUUCAUUAUUUGAAUGCUUCCAAUUUGCCUAGUAUUAUUUUUAGUCAUUUAAUAGUGCCUUAAAAAAAGUCUGGGGUGCUGCCCCUAGAACCCGUAUUCUAUUCCCGUGUCUUCCCAAAACUUGCGGCUUGGCUCCGCCACUCCACAAAAGUUAUAAAGAACUGAUUAUUCCUUCCAAUUCUUCUUCCACUACAGUGUAUCUUCUGAUAAGUCAAUUUUAGAGGAUUAGCACAAAACACUCUCCCCAUAUAAUGCUCUUUGCUAUUCAUAAUUGACUUCCAUCCUCUGAACAUUAUCUCUUCAAUAUCCUUGAAUCUAUCUUUUAUAAUUUUUGUCUCGAGAAUCCCCAUCAUACCAUUAUCAUUCUUAUGCCCAAAACUCUGCACCACAUGCUAAUUAUUGGGGUUAAUUAGCCCCCUAAUAUUCCAGCCCAUAUAAGAUGCUUCUUCCAAACUUUUGUGUAUUCCAUAACUAGCACCCUGAUCUUCUUGCUCCAGUAUGAUCCUUCUAGCAGCUCUUUUUCUUACUACAGUAAACCCAUUCUCAUACUCCAUCAUGAUCUCCUUUCCUUCUUUUGGGAGGUUUCUCUUGUCUCUCUUCUCCUUUAUUAGUAUUUGGAUUCAUCUUCUUUGGUAUCCAAAUCUUUUUUUCUUCCUUUCAAUGGUUUGUUUAUCUUGCUCCCUUGUGCAUGUUAAACUUUGCCGUAUUCAUUGUUUAAACUUUAUCAACAACAAAAUAAAUGUGAUAUAUUUAUAUUAGUGUUACUAAUGUAUAGCAGUUCUCUUGUACUACUUGUUGUCUAGUUAUCGCCUGGGCAUCAUGGCAGUACACUUAGUGCCGCGGCUUGCCUUUGCGUUGCAUCCCAAACCUCCUUCAAAUUAAAUUGUCUUCUUCCCCUGAAUUUUCUAAUGAAGUAUUUCCUUUAUCUCUCCCCUCUUUGAAGUUCCAUUUCUCGAAGUUUCUCAUCGGUAUGUUGGUGACCAUAGAUGUUUAGAUCUAGAAAGAUCAUGGUCUGCUGAACUAGUGCAAUCAUCUGUCGUGUUUUUAAAUAUCCAAUUACAUUACUUGUUUUGUUUAAAAAAAUCAUUAAAUAAAUUUGAUUAAU